GGCAAGUCCAUUCUGCACAUUGCGCUCCUGCAACGUUCCAUCUGGUUCUCAGCUUCUUUCAAAGACUCCCACCAAUCCUGACAAGCUCCCUUUUGGAAAGCGCGCUCAUCACUUCGGACACGUUCGUUGAGGAUCAUAAGCCGGCAGGUUGUCCCACAGUCUGAGGUAGCCAUCGUGUCGUGGUGCCGACUCAAGCCAGUGGAGGAUGGCAUCAUGCCUGGCAGCCUCGUCCGCUCGCAGUGCGCUCCUCGUGGGGCAAUCUAGCAGGGCACCGAGCACUGAGAAUGUCGAGCGCGGUCUGCUGUUCUGCAAUUGCCGGUCAGUUCUCGGGCCGGUCGGCUCCUCUGCCCCUGCUUCUUCCAGGCUCCAAAUUGGCGGUCAUCGUGUAGGCGGAGGACCGUUGUACCAAAAUGCACAGAGGACGAGAAAGAGCAUCGUACGAGCGGAAGCUGUAGACAAGCCCUCUGGUGGCAGCGGCAAGUUUCUGACCGGUUUCCUUAUUGGGGGGGUUGUCCUGGGAGUGCUAGGCUUCUUCUUUGCCCCUCAGAUUUCGAAGACGCUGCUGGGGGAGAAUGAGGACGGCAGCCCUCGGCGGUUACCGCGCUGGUUGGACGAGGAGGAUAGCCUCGAGGCCACACGCCGGAGCCUGAAUGAGAAGAUUGCCCAACUGAACGCCGCGAUCGACGAUGUCUCUGCUCAGCUUCGGGCGGACGAAACAGCUGACGAAGAAUUGGAGACGAGCCUUUAAGAUGCCCGGUGAAUGGUCCACCAUGCAAUCAUUCACAUUGCAAGGUGAAGGUCCGUUUGUUCCCAUGUGACUGGUCCUCCUUUGCAUAGCCGCGUAGGGAGCUUGGAGACAUGUACCGGACGAAGAACCUUGAGAUCCUGCUUCGCUCGUCUGGUAGGACACGGCAGUAGAAAAAGUUUCUAGUAUCCGACUUGAACGCUUAUAGGAGCAGUGGAUUGUCCGCCUGGGUCAUCUCGGCACCGUCCAUGCAAAUACUAUACAAAUGUGUAGAAGUGCGGCAUGGUCACGAUCACUCUUAAGUCACAACAACCGAACGGUGCAUGCCAUAAAUUUUGAUGGCAAGUAGUACUGAAACC
Klebsormidium nitens is the source of this 1104-nucleotide messenger RNA. The record is from the annotation of a GenBank genome assembly. Lineage: Eukaryota; Viridiplantae; Streptophyta; Klebsormidiophyceae; Klebsormidiales; Klebsormidiaceae.